Prorocentrum cordatum is the source of this 291-nucleotide messenger RNA. NCBI's taxonomy places the organism in Eukaryota, Dinophyceae, Prorocentrales, Prorocentraceae. The record is from the annotation of a GenBank genome assembly.
AUGGGCCCCCGAGGUGUGCCCCGGUGCGCGCACGAGCAGGCGUGGGCCAACUCCAUCUCCACGCGCAGCGAGGGCCUCCCCGCAGACAGGCCUCCGCAGCCGCUGCGGCUGCCCAUCUCGCGGCGCUCCUGGUCGCCCGACAGGCCCCGGGUCCAUCGCGCCGCGGCGCCCGCGGGCGCAGCGCGGCCCCCGCUGAGCGCCGCGCUGCCGCAGGGGGCGCGGCUGCCCAUCGGCAGGCGCUCCUGGCGACAGGGUGGGCCCUCCUGCGGCGGCGCAGGGGCGGACCUGUGA